AUGGACGUGCGAUUGCUGCUCAACCCGGAAGAAGUCGUAAACGAGGAUGAUAACGCAUAUGCUGACUCCAGAUCACCUGUAGAACCACUACAUAUUCCACGCAUGAUCAAUAAUCUACCGGUACCCUCCAUCCACGGUGUCCCUCUGCCACCAUUAGCAACGCAUUCAUCAUACCCCAACAUGCCAACAAUAGGACCGGAACUCUCGCCACGUGCAUCCCACGAUAUUCCGCCAAUUUCUCUAGCGAUUCCUCCAAUCCAUGUACCAAUGCCUCCAAAUUAUCCUUCGCUCAAUGCUAAUGCAUCGUCCCAGCGCGCUCGACCUCGAAUGUCACCAGCCUCACCUCAGCAUGAACCUACACACCAGCGUGUAAAUCCUAGCGUCCCACCUCACCUUCAGCAUCUUAUAUUGCCCCCCAUCGCUCCCCAGCUUUACAGCAAUAACACGAUACAACCAUUGUCCAAUCUCCAACGGAACUACACGCAAACGUAUCACUACCAAGAUUCAUCCAACAACCACUAUCAAAACACAAAUCCUCCUAAUACAAUAUAUAAUCAUCCAGCAAAUGUACAUCAGACUCUUCAAUCUCCAAUGUUGCCAUAUCAAUGUACAGCACCUGCUGCCAUACAACAGUUUGAUCCAAAUCGGAUAUUGUUGCCACCAGAGCCACAGAGGGCAUUCAAGUUAACCGGAAUGGAUGCAUCAGGAACAAUAUUAAAGGCUGUUAACUUUGCUGCUAUAAAGCAUAGAGAUCAAAGACGUAAAGAUCUUGAAAAGACACCGUACAUAAACCAUCCCAUUGGAGUUGCGAAUAUUCUAUACCUAGAAGGAUCUGUAACAGACGUCGUGAUUCUGCAAGCUGCCAUACUACACGACACGGUCGAGGACACGGAAACGACAUUUGAAGAGCUGGAAGCGGAAUUCGGGCCUGAGGUCUGUUCUGUUGUAAAGGAAUGCACAGACGACAAGUCGUUACCAAAGGAGGAGAGGAAGAGAUUGCAAGUCGUGAACGCUCCUCAUAAAUCAUUGAGAGCCAAACAAGUAAAGAUGGCUGACAAGAUAUACAAUCUCAGAGACUUGGAGAGAUGUACGCCUGAAGGUUGGUCGGCUGAACGUGUUUCAGAGUACUUCAAGUGGGCGAAAAAGGUUACGGAUGGUUUGUAUAUAAAACGUGGCUUCCAAGUCAAUAGACUGCUAUUGUCUUGA
Synchytrium microbalum is the source of this 1206-nucleotide messenger RNA. RefSeq lists its product as uncharacterized. Bases 1 to 1206 code for a protein of 401 amino acids. The record is from RefSeq and is a predicted model, not a curated record. Lineage: Eukaryota; Fungi; Chytridiomycota; Chytridiomycetes; Synchytriales; Synchytriaceae. Gene Ontology annotation, molecular function: guanosine-3',5'-bis(diphosphate) 3'-diphosphatase activity. The transcript has 5 exons.